CGGGGGUUGAAUAUAUUUGCAUGCUGCUUGCCUUCGGAAACGCAAUUGGAAAUCAUGGCGGGAUCUUUUCCUGAGAUGGUUCGCGGACAAAUUUUCGACGUCGCUCCCCGUUAUACAAACUUGACUUACAUCGGAGAAGGUGCUUAUGGAAUGGUGUGUUCUGCCAUGGAUAAUCGUCUAGGUCAGCGCGUUGCUAUAAAGAAAAUAAGCCCUUUUGAGCAUCAAACAUACUGUCAACGAACGCUGAGGGAAAUCAAAAUUCUGACGAGAUUUAAGCAUGAAAAUAUAAUCAAUAUAAUGGACAUAAUUCGGGCACCGGAUUUAAGUCAACUGAAAGACGUAUAUAUCGUGCAAACACUAAUGGAGACUGACCUGUACAAGUUACUGAAGUCACAACGCUUAAGCAAUGAUCACACAUGUUAUUUUCUUUAUCAAAUACUGCGUGGCUUGAAGUACAUUCACUCUGCUAAUGUUUUGCAUCGAGACUUGAAACCAAGCAACCUGCUUUUGAAUACAACAUGCGAUUUGAAGAUCUGUGAUUUUGGGUUGGCUCGCGUCGCAGACCCAGAGCAUGACCACACUGGUAUUUUGACUGAGUAUGUGGCAACUAGAUGGUAUCGUGCCCCGGAGAUUAUGCUCAACUCAAAAGGCUAUUCCAAAGCUAUAGAUGUCUGGUCUGUUGGCUGCAUACUGGCCGAGAUGUUGUCAAACAAACCUCUCUUUCCAGGAAAGCACUAUUUGGAUCAAUUGAACCAUAUUCUAGGUGUUUUAGGUUCACCCUCUUUGGAAGAUUUACAGUGUAUAAAAAAUGAUAAGGCGAGAAGUUAUAUUCAAGCAUUACCAUGCAAACCAAAAAUUCCAUGGAACAGAAUUUUUCCCAAUGCUACACCAAACGCCCUGGAUCUUCUGGGUAAAAUGUUGUCGUUCAAUCCAAAUAAGCGAUUCACCGUUGAAGAAUGUCUAGCCCAUCCGUAUUUGGAACAGUAUUACGACCCUACAGAUGAGCCCGUCGCCGAACAACCAUUUCGGUUCGAAACGGAAUUGGACAAUCUUCCAAAAGAAGAACUCAAAGAAUUGAUAUACGCCGAAACCGCCAAUUUCAUGUUGAAGUGACAAAAGAAAAGCGGCUAUCUAAAUUUUCAUAAAUUUUUUUUCAUCGGAUCUCCCUUUAUCUCUUGUAUGCCCUUUUUGAAAAAAAAUCUGCUGCUUUGAUGUGGGGAAAUAUUUGAUUCUCUGAAAAUACCGGUUUCCCUGCAUCAGUGUUGAAAUACGUUAUCAAUGUGAUUAAUUUGAUAAUAAUAGCAGAAGAAAGGCAGUCAAACCAUUGUAAAUAUUCAUGCAUUUAAUUCAUUUACUUAAAAUCGACAAUUUUGCCCUAUUACGUCAAUGUUUUAGGUGGGCUUAUAGUUUUUGAAAUAUUUGUAGUCAUGAUUUGUAAAUGGAUGAAAUGUAUCAAUUGAAAAUGAAAUAUGUACCAGAAAAUGCAAAA
Messenger RNA from Xenia sp. Carnegie-2017, 1489 nucleotides. RefSeq names its product mitogen-activated protein kinase 1-like. Gene Ontology annotation, molecular function: ATP binding; MAP kinase activity. Gene Ontology annotation, biological process: intracellular signal transduction; protein phosphorylation. The record is from RefSeq and is a predicted model, not a curated record. Gene Ontology annotation, cellular component: nucleus; cytoplasm. Bases 55 to 1113 code for a protein of 352 amino acids. Lineage: Eukaryota; Metazoa; Cnidaria; Anthozoa; Malacalcyonacea; Xeniidae. The transcript is spliced from 10 exons.